This is a messenger RNA of Closterium sp. Naga37s-1, 984 nucleotides long. Lineage: Eukaryota; Viridiplantae; Streptophyta; Zygnematophyceae; Desmidiales; Closteriaceae. The record is from the annotation of a GenBank genome assembly.
AUGGUUCCUAGAGCCAAAUCCUUGGCGUUUGUCACGCGCCCCGUCCCCUGGUCGCGCGCCCUGUCUCGUCGUCGCGCCGCCCUCCCCCCCCCCCACCUCGUCGCGCGCCCUACUCACCGCCGCGUCGCGCGCCCUGCCCGUCGUCGACGUGCGCGGCCGUCCCGCCGUCGACGCGCGGCCUCCCCGCCGUCGAUGCGCGCGCGCGCGUCUUGCCCACCGCCCUCCAUCUCCUUGGCCACCCUUCCCUCCUCCCAGCCACCCUUCCUUACCCUCUCGUGGGCGGCCUGCCACACCUCCCUGCAGGCGCCUUCCCCUCCCCCCCCAUGGUGCGCCUUCUUCUGCCGUUUCUGCACCACCUCCUCCUUCUCCCCUCACCCCAUCCGCCUCUUCACCUCCUCCUCCUCUCCUCAUUCCUUCCUCCCUUCCGUGCCUUUCCUCCCUUCCUCCACCUCCUUCCCCUCCGCAUCUGCCACCUGGCUGCGUGUUACUGAUUGCCACUUGGUGAUCGUGACCCUACUUCCUCCCCACACUCCGCUCCUUCACCCUCCUCCUCCUCUUCUCUCUCCCUCUAUUUCCCCCACCCUCUCACCUCUUCCUCCGCCUCUCUUCUCUCCCUAUCUGCUGCAGCUGCUGACUACAUCGCCCCUAUUCCUCCUCUUCUUUUCUCUCUCCAACACUGCUUUACUGCUAUCCCCUCCCCCAUAUGGGGCCUCUUCUCACUCUUACCUCUCUUCCUCUGCGCUUCCAUCCUCACCCUUCCCCCGCCGUACCUCCUCUCCUACCAUUGCCUUCCCUACUCUCCGCCCCCUUCGCUGCCCCUUCCUCCCCUUCCGCCCUUCCUACUUGCCGUUGUACCUCCCCUCUUCUCCACCCCUCUUCUUGGAUUCCGCUAUCCCAUCAGCGUCGCCGCUCUUCUGCCGCUGUAACCUCUGGUUUUGGCUCUCUGGCCUCUGUUUUCAGUGUGACCAUGCCAUCUCAGGAUAG